Musca domestica (house fly) is the source of this 479-nucleotide messenger RNA. RefSeq names its product mitotic-spindle organizing protein 1-like. Bases 80 to 349 code for a protein of 89 amino acids. Lineage: Eukaryota; Metazoa; Arthropoda; Insecta; Diptera; Muscidae. The transcript has a single exon. Gene Ontology annotation, cellular component: gamma-tubulin ring complex; centrosome; spindle. The record is from RefSeq and is a predicted model, not a curated record. Gene Ontology annotation, biological process: mitotic spindle assembly; gamma-tubulin complex localization; microtubule nucleation by interphase microtubule organizing center.
CUCUCUUUGUUGGAAUUGACUUUAUAAACAAUUUUGAAUAUUUAGAAUUGUAAAUCAAUUUAUAGAAGCACUUGAUAUAAUGUCGAAUAAAGCUACAGGCUCCAAUGAUUGUCUGGAUGGUGGCAACGCCAAGGUGAAUGGCAGUAACUAUUUAAAGCUGCAACAAUCGCAAGUUAUACGAAACAACAUUCAUGCCAUAUCGCAGCUGUUAAAUACAGGAUUAAACACGGAAAGUUUGGAUACAUGUAUAAAAUUGAUUGAGGCUGGUGUCCAUCCACAGGCCUUGGCGGAGGUUAUAACGCAAAUACGCCGAGAAGUGGCCGCCCUACGUAAUAGUGAAGAGCAUUAAAUGCUCCUACAAUGUAUGUGAUGCAUGGCUGGUGCCUCUUAAAAGGUGUUAGUUCUUUUAUAUUUAUCUCAUAAAAUAAAAAUGUAUAUUAGUUUGCAAGUAUUGUUAGAAUAAAGAAGUGUUUAAGCAA